Molecule: messenger RNA, 1036 nt
Organism: Papaver somniferum (opium poppy)
Lineage: Eukaryota; Viridiplantae; Streptophyta; Magnoliopsida; Ranunculales; Papaveraceae
Product: endochitinase EP3-like
Exons: 2
Coding region: 46-867 (273 amino acids)
Biological process (GO): cell wall macromolecule catabolic process; chitin catabolic process; carbohydrate metabolic process
Molecular function (GO): chitin binding; chitinase activity
Source: RefSeq, a predicted model, not a curated record
ACAAAUACUCACUACUCAGUUACUUUCUUCUCCAUCCAUAUCAAAAUGGUGGUGGCCCUUGGCUAUAUAAACUUCUUUUCAGUAAUUGCAAUUCUUGCCGGAUUUUUGACCCAGUCAAUUGUAGUAGGUCAGAAUUGCGGCUGUGCAGCAAAAUUAUGUUGCAGUCAGUUUGGUUAUUGUGGUACUGGUACUCCCUACUGUGGUGAGGGGUGCCAAUCAGGUCCAUGCACUAGAACUCCGAUUAACGGGGCUUCUGUUGCUAAAAUUGUAAGCCCCGCAUUCUUUAACGGGAUAAUUAGUCGAGCUAGUUCACGAUGUCCGGGAAAGAGGUUCUAUACACGUAAUGCUUUUCUUGCAGCCGCCAAAUCAUACCCUAGAUUCGGUAAAACUGGGAGUCUUGAUGAUUCUAAACGUGAAAUCGCUGCAUUCUUCGCUCAUGUUGCACAUGGAACUGGACAUUUUUGUUACAAAGAAGAACUAAAUGGAGCAAGAAAAGACUAUUGUGACGAGACAAACAAACAAUAUCCAUGUGUUCCUGGCAAAAAAUAUCAUGGUCGAGGACCCAUACAAAUAGCAUGGAACUACAAUUACGGCCCAGCUGGUAAAAGUAUUGGCUUUGAUGGUUUAAAAGCUCCAGAAACUGUGUCUAGUAAUGCAGUCAUCUCGUUUAAGACAGGAUUUUGGUUUUGGAUGAACAAUGUACACUCCAUCAUAACUUCGAAUAAAGGUUUUGGUGCUACGAUUCGUGCAAUCAAUAGUUUGGAAUGCAAAGGUGGAAACCCUCGUGCAGUUCAAGCCAGAAUUAGAUAUUUCUUGGGUUACUGUAAGCAACUUGGUGUAUCACCAGGGAAGAACCUUUCUUGCUAGAAACUCGUGUUUCUAUUUAUCAUUUUUAAGUAUGUAAUCGUUUUACUUAUCAGCUCAGUCAAGAGUUAAAUAAAGAGCAGAUCUGAAUAUCAAUGGGCCAAUGGCAAGUUGAGACCCUGGCUAGAUUGAGGCUACCCAAAUAAAGAUAAAAGAGGGGUUAUUUUGAAAA